AUGUGUCGGACGCACCCCAAAUUGAAUAAUAACUUGUUAGAGCGAGCCGAGGCGGGCGGGGGCGGCAUUGUGCGCCAAAUUGCCGCAAAUUGGGAGCAGACGCAAUCGCAACUCCAUUACCGCGCGCCUGCAUCGGAUUGGUCGACCCGCCUCGUCCCCCCCCCCCCCUCCCCCAGCUCCUCUCAACGGCGGCGAAGAAAUGAAAUUAUGCACUCCGUAAAUAAGAGCCUUUGUACGCCGUCUCAGUCGGCGACUUAUUUGAGCUGUCAGCGUCGCGGGUUAAUGGAAACGCUGACUGUCCGAGUGACGGCGCCACGCGCCGCUCCUGAGAGGCGAUGCUCUAUAAAUUGGAGGCCAGAGCGCUCGUUUCCACGCUCCGGCGUCCGUGGAAGUCAAUUAGUCCCGUGCGACCCGGACUCCGCAAUGAACUACUCGACGAAAUUUCCAUUUGUCCUAUCAUACGAUUCUCCGAGAAAAAUUGGC
Iphiclides podalirius (scarce swallowtail) is the source of this 483-nucleotide messenger RNA. The record is from the annotation of a GenBank genome assembly. NCBI's taxonomy places the organism in Eukaryota, Metazoa, Arthropoda, Insecta, Lepidoptera, Papilionidae.